Molecule: messenger RNA, 1525 nt
Organism: Medicago truncatula (barrel medic)
Lineage: Eukaryota; Viridiplantae; Streptophyta; Magnoliopsida; Fabales; Fabaceae
Exons: 7
Coding region: 61-1389 (442 amino acids)
Source: RefSeq, a predicted model, not a curated record
UAAUGGAGGAUUUGUUAGUUGGCACAGAAAGUACACGACACAUGUGAUUUGAUAUCUGAAAUGUUUUCUUCUUCUUCUUUCACUCUUCCAUUUCCUCCACAACCAUGCUUAUCCCGCGUCGUCUUCGCUUCUUCCUUUGUACGUCGCAGUCGCAGUAGCCGACGCAGCAAACGCAACAAUAAGCUCAAACUCUCUGACCCUACCACCACCAUCACCACCUUCUCUGAGCCCAAGCUCGAAACCGUCAUAGACCUCUCAAUCUUCCCUUCCUUUCAUUCCAAUAUUCGUCAAUUCGUUUCAUCUGGUAAAGAGGCAUACCGCGAUUUACAGACCCUAUUCACUAUUGACCAUAACCGAAGAGUCAUCAUUUCAUGUCGCCCUUCCACCUUGCACUUCGUAGGAACUUCAGCUGCUUUGACUCUCAUCGCUUUUUCUGUUUUGAGGGUAUUCUUUGAAUUGGUUUCUAGGUUUGCGUCGUGGAGUAGUCGAAACCCAUCUAGCUACAAUAAGGGUAUUAUGGUGCGGAGAGACCGGAGUCUUGGUGGAAAAGAGGUGGUUAUUGGAUUGAGUCCCAUUCACAGCACAACCCCUGCUCUGCCGAUUAAACGUUCUUUGAAGAAUAGUAAUAAUAAUAAGGUUGUUUCUCAAAGGAAAUUACCCAAAUGGUGGCCACCUAUUAACAACAACAAUGUCAAUGCUUUUGAUAUGGACCUAAAUGAGCAAGAUGAAUACAAGAGGGAUGCUUACAGACUCGUUCGAUCAAUUAUUGACAGUAGAAUGGCCGCAAAAGACAUAUCCAAGCAUGAUAUCAUUCAAUUACGUCAAUUAUGCAGAAAUUCUGGUGUGCAAGUGUCUGUUGAACCUACAAAUAUUCGGGAAUCCUUGUAUCGAGCAUCAGUUAAUUUUGUUUUAGAUGCUUGCAGCAGGUGUGAUCUUCGUAGUCCUGCGUCUGUGUCCCUUUCUUUACUGCUAGUUCAUAUUAAUGGCGAGGAUUCUCAACAAUUCCUUGCUGGGUUUGCUGAAAACAUUGGCCUUGAAAAUGUUCGUGCUGCAACAAUUGUGUCUGCAGCUGUCGCUGCCCGCACACGCUCUUGUCUUUUGCAGGCUUGGGCAUUGGAAAUGCAAGGCAAACAUGUUGAUGCUUUGGGAGAACUGUCAAAGAUAUGCCUUCUUCUACGGAUAUUUCCUCCCGAGGAAUCUUCGCCUGAAAUGGAGAUGGUUAGUCGGGGUCUAGAGAAACACUUGAAACUAGAACAAAGAAAGCACCUUAUGUUUCUCUUUGGUAAAGUUUGCAGUGAGGACAGUCACGGGAUUGCAAGAGAAGCUCUUGGUUUGACGCAUUCUCAAAAUUAUUGUGCCGGUCAACUUGAAGACAACAUAGUACCAUGAAAGAUAAUAUCUGGCUGUAAACUGUAAACUGUAAAAUGUAUUCUUUUAGAAUAUUUAAGUUUAACUUUAUCACUAAUGUAUAGUAAUAACAUGUACUAAUAAUCGCUAAAAAGGUUUAUUUUGUGCUCUAGAAAAA